AUGUCUGCCACCUACAAAACAUCUGAGUCCAAAAGGGAGGAAUUCCGAAAGUACCUCGAAAAAGAGGGAGUUUUAGAUUCCCUCACCAAAAUUUUGGUUUGUCUGUAUGAAGAGCCGGAGAAACCCAUCAACGCUCUGGACUUCCUGAAGCAGCACCUCCAUGGAGGAUCACCAGAGAGCAAUGAUGUGGAAACCUUGAGACUCGAACUGCAAGAGCUGAGAACGAAGCACGAGGCAGUAGUUUCAGAGAAUGAGGUACUCAAAGCCAAACUUCAGGAGUACGAGACCCCUGCUGAGGAGAAGGAGGCUGAGAGUUAGUUGGCGUCUCACACGUCAAUUGCUUUGAGUCGAGUGGACAGAUAGAACUGUUAUUGUUUGUAUAGAAUACUGUGUAUAUUUGUAUCAGACCUUUUGUAAUUAAAGGCGAUUUCAAUCGCAGUUUUUCGGUUCAGGUUAUGCUCCAUCAAAAUGUUCGAAUAUAUGCUGAUCUAUCGAUUACAGUAUGACAAAUUCUAGUCAUGGUCUUAUAUGGCCAAUUAUUAUGGACCUAUAAAAGUAUCGCUUUCCAAAGUCAGAUUUAUCACUAUAAUUGCAUUAAGUUAUAAUUUCAAGUAUCGGUCCUGGUGACAAUAAGAUAUUCCGGUUAAAUGAUGAUUUUCCAGUUA
This is a messenger RNA of Bolinopsis microptera, 665 nucleotides long. Its product is annotated as c-Myc-binding protein-like. Lineage: Eukaryota; Metazoa; Ctenophora; Tentaculata; Lobata; Bolinopsidae. The coding region runs from base 1 to 318 and encodes 105 amino acids. Gene Ontology annotation, molecular function: transcription coactivator activity. Gene Ontology annotation, biological process: regulation of DNA-templated transcription. The transcript has a single exon. The record is from RefSeq and is a predicted model, not a curated record. Gene Ontology annotation, cellular component: nucleus.